AUGUUGCUGCGUCAAUCUUUGCGCUCCCUGCGUUCCGCCCCGCGCACGACAUUCCUGAACAAGCGCCUGUUCGCGGCCAUGUCGCAACCUGGUAGCCCAGCCGCGAGCUCCGAGGCUGGCGGCCCCGUCGAGCAGACGAUCCGAGCGAAGCUCGUCGAAAAGUUUGGUAACAACCUCAAAAUAUACAAUGACUCCCACCUCCACAAGCACCACAAAGCGAUGGCCGGCAGCACAUCUGCCGAGACACACUUCCGUCUGGUCAUCGUCUCCAGCGAGUUCGAGGGCAGCAGACAGAUCCAGCGACACCGUAUGGUGAACCAGCUGCUGAAGGAGGAGCUCGCACGAGAAGGCGGCAUACAUGCACUGCAGGUCAAAGCCCUGACGCCAGAGGAAGAGGAGAAGAAGUCGGCGCAGGAGUAG
Molecule: messenger RNA, 420 nt
Organism: Diaporthe citri
Lineage: Eukaryota; Fungi; Ascomycota; Sordariomycetes; Diaporthales; Diaporthaceae
Exons: 2
Coding region: 1-420 (139 amino acids)
Source: RefSeq, a predicted model, not a curated record